Molecule: messenger RNA, 1281 nt
Organism: Necator americanus (New World hookworm)
Lineage: Eukaryota; Metazoa; Nematoda; Chromadorea; Rhabditida; Ancylostomatidae
Exons: 11
Coding region: 1-1281 (426 amino acids)
Source: RefSeq, a predicted model, not a curated record
AUGAGUCGGGAUAUGAUCUUGACUGGAGCUGUCAGUAUGCACAGUGCGUUUGAAAAAGCUCGGAUAGUCUUGCGGCUUUUCCUUUACGCUAUUUAUUUAACACUACAGUGGGUUUGUCAGAAGAUAACUGAGGGUAUUCGAAUAUUUAAUGACACUGCAGAAAUCCCUGAUGGUCAAGUGAGGAUGCUUUCGAUUGUUUGGAGAUACAAAAUCGAUCCAGAAGAAAUCGCUAAGAGACAGGACUUCGUUCUUGCCUCUGGACAUUUCGAAAGCGCUGAUCUGCUAAACAAUUCACACUGGAGCAUCUACGCUAUCGAAAGGGACUAUGUGUUGUUUGUGCUGCUCCCCGAACCGGUUUUUAGCUACAACAUCAGUGAAUUCCCUUUUAUUUUUGUACCACUGUUUGAAAGGGCUCUUGUUGCGGCAGAGAUGAAGCGAAGCGAAUUCUUGAAGUUUGCUGAGAAACUUGCCGCUCAACCUCAGCCGAAAACCGUAUUAUACACCAACACAGCUCGAUGCGGUAGCACGUUACUAGGAAGAAUGUUGCACAGACCGGGUUUUUCUGUUUGUUAUGCCGAGCAUCCAGCGUUGACAACACUUACCAUUGCACUCGGAGAAGGAUUUAUGAGCGAAACAGAAGUACGUGAACUACUGCACGCCGCCAUCACAUGUCUAAGAGCUCAUCUUCCGACUGGUGUUCUUUGCGUCCUGAAAACUCAGUCUUUCGAAGCAAGGCUCGUACCCUUAUGCGAAGGGAUACCGAACCUCAAGCACAUCUUCAUGUUUCGGAAGAAAGCACUUCUGUCUGUGGAGAAAGUACUGCGACGAGAGGAAUUUCUAUACCAUCUGCUGUUAGAACUUUACAACUAUUCCCCAUUUUUGUCACAAUGUUUUGGAAGUCUCACCUCUGGCGAGGGAAAAUGGAUUCGACUACUUCAUCCUCACAAUCCCAGAGCUUUAGCAGCUAUAAUAUUAGCCUCACCGAUGUCAGAAUACUUGAAGAACAAGGAUAUGUAUUGUCAUCCUAUUGUGUGGUUUCAUGAAGUCAUAGGGGAUACAGAAAAAGUUUUGACUUCUCUGUUUAACGAGAUCGGAAUCCCUCUUUCUUGCAUUCCCGAUGCUGUAGAAUGCAAGAAGAUUGACUCACAAGGCGGUUCAUUCCUUUCUUCACAAAAUCUAACGCAUAUCAAGUUCGCUCCAAUAUCCAAUAGUGAUUGGACAAUGCUUGAAGACUAUGCAAAGAAAAUGAACGUGCCUGAAGAAGUGUUUGAAGUCGAUUGA